This is a messenger RNA of Microsporum canis CBS 113480, 273 nucleotides long. RefSeq lists its product as hypothetical. The transcript is spliced from 3 exons. Bases 1 to 273 code for a protein of 90 amino acids. Lineage: Eukaryota; Fungi; Ascomycota; Eurotiomycetes; Onygenales; Arthrodermataceae. The record is from RefSeq and is a predicted model, not a curated record.
AUGGCUAAUAUAUACUACAUACUAUCUUACUACUAUCUUAUCGUUGCCUUCGUACCCGCCUGCCUCGCAGCCGCCACCGGUGCUGAGAGCCCUAGAGCCUGCCGCCUAAGCAACUGUCUCUGCAACGGCAUCCAGGGACAAUUCUGUGGCAACCAGAAAGUCAAUGCUGCCUGCACCAACGGCCACGUCUUCGAGUGUGCUAAGGGUACUGGAAAGGCCUGUGGCUAUGGGGUUAGAGACUCCUACCGCAAGUGCGGAAAGCUAAAGUGCUAG